This is a messenger RNA of Acanthaster planci (crown-of-thorns starfish), 1980 nucleotides long. Its product is annotated as piRNA biogenesis protein EXD1-like. NCBI's taxonomy places the organism in Eukaryota, Metazoa, Echinodermata, Asteroidea, Valvatida, Acanthasteridae. Gene Ontology annotation, biological process: nucleobase-containing compound metabolic process; piRNA processing. Gene Ontology annotation, molecular function: nucleic acid binding; 3'-5' exonuclease activity. The record is from RefSeq and is a predicted model, not a curated record. Gene Ontology annotation, cellular component: PET complex.
AUCAGCAAAUUCCAGAGGAUGCGUCACUAUUCGAUAUCGGUAAGGCAAGGCUUCACAAGAUAUUUGCUCCAUUUGUGUUUGCAGACCAGCUGCUGAAGCAGAACUUGAAAAGAGUAGACCAACCACUGAAGCAAAACCUGAAACUCCCGUGGUGAAACAGGUUAAAGUUGUUCACCUUUUUCAAGCGUGAGCUCAAUUUGAUGUUACAACGUUAGUAUCUACGGCAGGCCAUGGCUAGCUCCUAUCAAGGUCCAUCUUACGACCUCAUUGACAAAGCAUCAGAUAUAAGGCCAGCCCUUGCCAAACUCCGUGAAGGCGUGACGAGCUCACCAUUUCUAGCCGUCGACUGUGAGGGAGAAAGCCUCAGCCGCAAGGGGCAACUGUCCCUCGUGUCCGUGGCACUGCCGACCCACACCUACCUGUUUGACAUCAAGACCUUGGGAGCCAAAGUCUUCGAUGAAGGCCUACGAGAUCUACUGCAGGACCCCGACCGGGAGAAGCUGAUGUUUGACUGUAGGUCUGACUCUGAUUGUCUCUGGCAUCAAUACCACGUGAAACUCACCAAUGUGCUCGAUCUUCAGCUUCUGCAGAUCAUCUACCGAGAAACUAACCCAGAACCAGUACAAGAUGACAAACCACGGCAGGUGUCAUGGCCAGGCAGCAGGCGUCAGCCUAUGGCCACUGCCAGCAGGCCUCCGAUUAACGUCCAGCCGGUACUCCGCAGCUUCCUGCGAUGCCUGGAGCUUUACGUGGACGACAAAGACCUCACCACUGCCAAAGCAGCCGGCAAGGAGAAGAUGGAGCGAGAAGGGACGGCAGUGUGGAUGAAGCGGCCUCUAGAGGCAUCAUUGCUAGCGUACGCCGCUGCAGACGUCCAGGGUUUUUUGCCUCUGUACCGGGCGCUGCGGGGAGCGAUAGCUAACCCAGACAAGAAGGAACGGCUUCGGAAAGGUUCACAGAAUUUUCUCGACUAUCUCCGGUCUCGCUCGUUCCGUACCUACGACGAUUAUGAGAGAAACGGUUUCCUGCCUUGGCGUAUUCUCCCAGCGUCGGGGCAUGAGCGACCGUACACUCCAGAGGUUUACUGCAAGGGGUGCAAGCGCGCUUUCCCAAGGCAGGAUUUUUUUGCUCUACACAUUCGAAGGGGAAUUCAGCACUGCCCUGUGUGUAGGAAAAUCUACGGACUGCAGCAACACUGAACCUGAAGGGUGCAUGUCAUCUCAUCUUCAGGGGCAAGGGUGGAUCCAGAAUUAAAGUUCACCAAAUUUCAAACUUGUUUUUCACAUACGGUAUAAUUUUACGCUUUUUAUACUUAUUUAGAAGGAAAUAAAAAACACCCACCUCUCAAAAAAGAGGCCCUUGGAACUGCCCUUGCUAGAAGUUUGAACUAUGUUGCAUAUAGAAUUAUACCUUGUAAAUAAAAUACGUCUAUGAAAAUCAUUGUCCUGAUGCAAAUAUUAUAAAUUAUUAAUCGUAAACGAUAAAUCUAGAAAGAGUUGGUCGUAGCUAUACAAAAUAGGUUCAGUGAAUUUUAAAAUGCAGCAAAGAGAAUAGAACUGCACAAAAUUCAUCAAGAAUCCAUAGAAAUAUUCCAUUGCUAGUUUUAAGUCAAGUGAAGGAGGUAACGUGCACAAAAGGUGUUGUAAAUUGCUUAUAUCUUUUGAUUGUUAUAGUUAUUCAGUACUUACAAAAAUGAGUUUAUUAGAACAAAAACAUCUUUACGUAUAAAUGUUACAUAUACAUGUAGCACCAUUUUGUAAAAUAUAUGUGUGAGAUGUAAUACCGGUAUGUGAAAUCUAGUCUUCAAGAUACAGGUAUACCGCUGGGCCAAAAUUUCACAACCAAUGCUAUGUCGUGACUCGAAGAAAAAGUUUAGUACCUUGCUGUGUCAACUUUAACAGAUUUUCGGUGAUAAACUUGUUUUAACAUUGUAACUGUACUGGUAAACAUCAAAGGUGGAGCUUGUGAGCUUUGACCUCA